Molecule: messenger RNA, 1761 nt
Organism: Drosophila willistoni
Lineage: Eukaryota; Metazoa; Arthropoda; Insecta; Diptera; Drosophilidae
Product: SAM50-like protein CG7639
Exons: 5
Coding region: 195-1517 (440 amino acids)
Biological process (GO): mitochondrial respiratory chain complex assembly; protein insertion into mitochondrial outer membrane
Cellular component (GO): outer membrane; SAM complex
Source: RefSeq, a predicted model, not a curated record
CACACUUUGUUAUUGUUUUCAUGUUGCGUUCAGAGCCGCGUGCGGGAAAAAUUUGUGAAAAUUAAAUAUCGGUACAUACGCUGCGCGGUUCAAUACCGACUCUAUUUCUAUAUAUUUUCUACUUAGUUCCUUACACUAGUCAAACAAUUCGCGUAUUGUGUUUUUAACCCGAAUAAAACGUAUUUACAGUAACAAUGUCUCAGUCCCAGGCAAAGGAACCCAAAUAUGAUCUAACAAAAAUAUCUGCACGUGUGGAUCGUGUUAAGGUCAGUGGAUUGCUGCGUACCCACAAUGAUUAUGUGAUGCGAGCAGCCGAUGGCCUCUUCAAAGCUGCCAAUUUCCAGGAGCUUAUGAUGGAGGCCAUGUCCGCAAGAUCCUAUUUACAUGAAUUGGGAAUUUUCAAGGAUGUGAGCGUGCAUAUUGAUAUAAGUCGUGGUGCAGAUGCCACACCCGGACAGGGUUAUGAGGUUACACUUAGUGGCAAGGAAUAUAGUCGUGUGAUGGGUUCAGCUGGCACAGAGAUUGGACAAAAUGAAGGAUCGCUGAGGACCGAGCUAACUAUACCAAAUUUAUUUGGACGUGGCGAGAGCAUCUCAUUGCAAGGCACAUACAGCAGCACGAGAGCCAAUGAUUUGCAAUUGAAAUUCUGGAAGCCAUUCUUUCACACACGUUUUCGCGAAAACCGACCAGAAAUAUCGCUAAGCAUAUUUCGCCAAACCGAUCGCUUCGAUAUAAGUUCAUUUCAGACCACCAAUUUGGGUUAUGUGGCCGAUUUUUCAGUGCAUACUAUGCUGGGAUUAGAUUUAACCCACUCAUUGCAAUAUGAAAAUUCUAUACGUGAGUUGAAUCUACUCAAUAAUAAAUCGGCUCCAUUUGGAAUUAGAGAGCAUUGUGGACCCAAAUUGGCAUCAUUGUUGCGCUAUUCUGUAGUCUAUGACAACCGAGAUGGCACUGUCUUUCCAACGCGAGGCAUUUUAUUAAAAUCAACAAAUGAAUAUUGUGGUUUGGGUGGCAAUGUGGCCUAUGUCAGCAGCACAGUCCAUGGUGAGGUUAAUGUUCCUCUCAUACCUGGAAUUGUGGCACAAUUUUGUGGCCGCGUGGGCAUCAUGAAGGAGACAAAGAACACGACACAGCUGCCUAUAAGCAACCUAUUCUACUGCGGUGGCCCUCUGACUCUGCGAGGCUUUAAAUUUGGCGGCGCUGGGCCAGUUAUGGAAGGCACGCCAAUCGGUGCUCAGACGUUCUGGUGUACGGGUGCCCAUAUCUGGGCCCCAUUGCCCUUUGCGGGAGUCUUUAAGAGUUUUGCAAACAAUUUCAGACUGCAUUUCUUUUAUAAUUUCGGCAAUAGCAAUAAUUUUAGUACAGAAAAUAUGCGAAGUGCUUUUGGCAUGGGUCUGGCCCUCAAAUUGGCGGAACGAGCAAGAAUUGAACUUAACUAUUGCAUACCUGUGAAACGACAAAAUACUGAUAAAAUCUCAAAUGGCUUUCAAUUUGGCAUUGGCUAUGAGUUUGUCUAAUCGAAUAAUCCUUUUGAGAACGUUAUUAGAGUCACAAAAAAUGUCCUUACCCCACCACACACAGAGAGACAUCUACCUUAACUAGAACCAAGUCAUAUUUAAUUGUUUUUGUUUGUAUUUCCCAUUCGUCAAAUGCAUUUGAAAAAUUUCCUAAAACAAAUUGAUUUAAGUAAGCUUAAGAAUCGUGUACAUAAUACUUAAAGACAUUAAAACGAGAUUGUUAAACGAUCUGAGGAAAAAACUA